ACACCAGAAUGUUAUGCUAAUUUAAUGAAAAGUUGUUGGGAUGCUGAUCCUAAAAAAAGACCUUCUAUAAAAGACAUUCGUUUGACUUUUGGUAGGUGGACAUUUAAAAGGGUUAAUGAUGAAGAAUUUAGACAAGGUGAAGCAAAAAGAGCGAAAUUAAUAAAAUCAAAGAAGAUUGGGCCGGAAUUUGCUGAAAAACGUCAUUUAGAAGCUAUU
Rhizophagus irregularis DAOM 181602=DAOM 197198 is the source of this 216-nucleotide messenger RNA. RefSeq lists its product as uncharacterized. Gene Ontology annotation, molecular function: ATP binding; protein kinase activity. Gene Ontology annotation, biological process: signal transduction; protein phosphorylation. Gene Ontology annotation, cellular component: cytoplasm. Lineage: Eukaryota; Fungi; Glomeromycota; Glomeromycetes; Glomerales; Glomeraceae. The record is from RefSeq and is a predicted model, not a curated record.